This is a messenger RNA of Myotis myotis, 1149 nucleotides long. RefSeq names its product carbohydrate sulfotransferase 4 (gene CHST4). The record is from RefSeq and is a predicted model, not a curated record. The transcript has a single exon. Gene Ontology annotation, molecular function: N-acetylglucosamine 6-O-sulfotransferase activity. Gene Ontology annotation, biological process: carbohydrate metabolic process; protein sulfation; N-acetylglucosamine metabolic process. NCBI's taxonomy places the organism in Eukaryota, Metazoa, Chordata, Mammalia, Chiroptera, Vespertilionidae. The coding region runs from base 1 to 1149 and encodes 382 amino acids. Gene Ontology annotation, cellular component: Golgi membrane.
AUGGUACUGCCCCCCAAAAUGAGGCCACUGCUGUUGUUCCUGGCUUCCCAGAUGGCCAUCUUCAUUCUAUACAUCCAUUUGUACAGCCACAACUUCAACUCCCUGUCUGCGAGGGAGGGGCCCAAGCCCACGCGUGUGCUGGUCCUGUCUUCCUGGCGCUCUGGCUCGUCUUUUGUGGGGCAGCUUUUCGGGCAGCACCCGGAUGUCUUCUACCUGAUGGAGCCUGCCUGGCACGUCUGGAUGACCUUCACACAAAGCACCUCCAGGAACUUGCAUAUGGCGGUGCGGGAUCUGAUACGGUCCAUCUUUCUGUGUGACAUGAGCGUCUUUGAUGCCUACAUGAAACCUGGUCCCCGAAUACAGUCCAGCCUGUUCCAGUGGGAAACCAGCCGGGCUCUGUGUUCCCCGCCUGCCUGCAACGCCUUCCCACGGGAUACCAUCAUACCGAGUGCUCACUGCAAGACCCUAUGCAGCAAACAGCCCUUUGAGAUGGUGGAGAAGGCCUGCCGCAACUACAGCCACGUGGUGCUCAAGGAGGUGCGCUUCUUCAACCUGCAGGUGCUCUACCCGCUGCUGAGGGACCCUUCCCUCAAUCUGCACAUCGUGCACCUGGUUCGGGACCCCCGGGCGGUGUUCCGUUCCAGAGAACACACCACAAGUGAACUCAUGAUUGACAGCCAAAUUGUGAUGGGACAGGAGCAGCAGAAACUCCAGGAGGACGACAAACCCUACUAUGUGAUGCAGGUUAUCUGUCAAAGCCAGCUGGAGAUCUAUAAGGCUGCUCAGACCUUGCCCAAAGCCCUCAAGCAGCGCUACCUGCUCGUGCGCUAUGAGGACGUGGUCCAGGACCCCCUGGCCCAGACUGCCCGAAUGUAUGAAUAUGCAGGGUUGAAAUUCUUGCCACACCUCCAGGCCUGGGUGCACAACAUCACUCGAGGCAAGGGCACAGGUAGCCACUCCUUCAAAACAGAUUCCAGGGAUGCCCUCAGUAUCUCCCAGGCCUGGCGCCAGUCCUUGCCUUAUGAAAAGGUUUCUCGACUUCAGAAAGUCUGUGGUGAUACCAUGAACUUGCUGGGCUACCGCCUCGUCAGAUCUGAGCAAGAGCAGAGAAACCUGUCGCUGGGUCUUCUGUCUACUUGGACCCCUUGA